AUGUCGAAUAUCGUGAAAAGUUGGGUUGUACGAGGCGAAGUGUCAUCAGUUUCAUCAAUUCGAUUAUGUACAGUCGGAAAAGUUGAAAAAUCGGUGUUCAAUUUCGAAUUACGUGACGACACUGGGGUGAUACGUGCUACGGCGUAUGGUACAACUGCAGAUGGGAUUCACGAUAAGCUGCAGAACGGAAUGAUUAUGCAGUUGCAUAAUUUCAAAAUAAAAGCUGUUAAUCCUGCAUUUAAUUCAACUGGCAAUGAAUAUGAAAUAGAAGUUGACGAACGGACAUUUAUACGUGAAGUGACCGAUUGCCCUACUGUCGAAGAAAAAAAAUCGUUACCUUUCACUGAAUUUCACGACGUACAAUCGAGCACUGACACUGACAUUGCUAUUAAUGUAGUAGGUAUUAUAAAACGCGUUGGCGAUAUAAAGGAGCUUCAGUCAAAAUCAUCAGCUAAAACAUUGAAGAAACGCGAUGUGAUUUUGAUGGACGAAAACAAAAAUACUUGUGUAGUCACCAUGUGGAAUGAUGAUGCAGUAGACUGGAAGUACGUGCCCCGUGAUAUCAUUACCAUCACUGGGGCAGGAAUCAAUGAAUUUUGCGGAUUUAAUUCCGUGAAGCUGUACCGCACGUCGGUCAUCAUUAAAGAUGCAGCGAAUGCAAAAAGUGUAAUGUUGAAGGGUUUAUUAGAUGAAUUAAUGCCACAGCUUUAG
Messenger RNA from Trichogramma pretiosum, 711 nucleotides. Its product is annotated as replication protein A 70 kDa DNA-binding subunit-like. The transcript has 6 exons. The record is from RefSeq and is a predicted model, not a curated record. Gene Ontology annotation, molecular function: nucleic acid binding. Lineage: Eukaryota; Metazoa; Arthropoda; Insecta; Hymenoptera; Trichogrammatidae. Bases 1 to 711 code for a protein of 236 amino acids.